AUGGCUUCGUCAGACCACACUCGAGAUCCAUGCCCAUGGGUCAUUUUGAACGAUUUUGGCGUUGGUUUCGCCAUGGGCUCCAUCGGUGGUGGGAUCUGGCACGGCGUAAAGGGUGCCCGUAAUUCUCCGCGAGGUGAACGAUUAGUCGGCGCCGUGUCCUCAAUCAAAGCACGAGCACCCGUGACGGGGGGCAAUUUUGGUGUGUGGGGCGGGAUGUUUUCAACGUUUGACUGCGCCGUGAAGGGGUAUCGACAGAAGGAAGAUGCAUGGAAUGGCAUUAUCUCUGGAUUCAUGACUGGAGGUUGUCUAGCUGCUCGGAGCGGACCAAAAGCUGCAUUUGGCUCAGCGGUUGCUUGCGGCAUUCUGCUGGGGGUGUUCGAGGGUGUUGGUGUCCUGCUAAAUCGUGCGUUCAGCGAAGUGAAUCGCCAGACACUGCCGCCACUACCUGAACAGCCGCCAGCGCCAGCAAUAUCAUAAGUUGUGUAUCAUUGUUACCACCCACAAUCUCGACGCAUCCCACCUCCGAUUAAUGCUCUAUUCAACGAGACACCUGCUACUUACGUUAUUAUCAUCUUGACACUCUAUCCGCUGUAAGGGAUAUGUAUAGAGAUAUUGUGCUCUGUAGGACGCUCCGCAUUUAAUCGGCGUCGGUUCUCGUGUGAAAGCCUCUUUGGACUUUGUUCCACUGAAAGCUGGGAACGGCUCGUUCUGGUUGUACUUCGCUGCAGCGUCCUCAAACUAUGGCCAAUUGAUGACCGCACCCGACCCGGUGUGACGCCAGUGUGGUGCCCGUACAAGGGUGCACAGGCACCAGGAUUCUCCAGCCAUCUUACCCAGAUUCUGGGUAAUAUAUGUGCCAAAAAGGAUUUCAGAAAAUAAUGCCUUGAGGUUAGUCGCG
Molecule: messenger RNA, 898 nt
Organism: Cantharellus anzutake
Lineage: Eukaryota; Fungi; Basidiomycota; Agaricomycetes; Cantharellales; Hydnaceae
Exons: 6
Coding region: 1-477 (158 amino acids)
Biological process (GO): protein import into mitochondrial matrix
Cellular component (GO): TIM23 mitochondrial import inner membrane translocase complex; mitochondrial inner membrane
Molecular function (GO): transmembrane protein transporter activity
Source: RefSeq, a predicted model, not a curated record